Molecule: messenger RNA, 1891 nt
Organism: Prorocentrum cordatum
Lineage: Eukaryota; Dinophyceae; Prorocentrales; Prorocentraceae
Source: the annotation of a GenBank genome assembly
UUCAGUUGUCGGUCAAUGUUGACGACUUCGGCCUCAUGCGCUGGGGCGCGGAGUCGCGAGUCGUCGACGACAUCUCAGCGGCAGGCAAGCUGCUUGCCCAGUGCCUGAGCAGGAUCGACCUGCGCAUCGCGCUGGACAAGUCCAGAGUUCUUGGGAAUACGGCGGUGGUGAGGAACGCUAUCACUCGUAAGCUGAAGAGCCUCCAGCCCCUUCCCGUUCGGUCCGAGCGCAACCUCGGUGUGGACUUCGGUGUGGACUCCGGUGCGGGGUUGGUGGCCAGCCGUGGCACCGUGCGUGGGCGCGUUUCUGGCAUGCGGCCCAGGUGGUUGGUUCGGAUGGGCUUCCUGAAAUGCUAUAAGCCCCGCCGCCGUGUGCUCGGGCGUAUGACUCGAGCGUCGUUGGAGGCCUCGGCGUUGCUUGGGGCAUCGGCCAUGGGCACGAGUGGGAAGGAGCUGGAGGCCCUUCGAGGCGCGGCCGGGAAGCUGCAAGACCAUCACCAGGAUGGCAAAUCUCGCACCUUGGCGCUGCUCCUGUCUCCUGUGCCCCGUCGGGGCCCCAUCUUCAGGGCCACGCGGCUUCCCGUCAAGGCCUUCCUUCAUGCCCUGUGGCACUCCUGGUUUCCCAGGGAUGCGUUAGACUUCGGGAUCCGUCAGACCCGUGGGGACCUGUCUGGGCUGGAGCACCCCUGGCCCUCUAUCGGGGGCCCCUUCGGAGCUCCCUGGGCCUCGUUACAGCGGAUUGGCAUCACGGCUACCUCGGCUACCUCUUGGAUUUGGCCUGAUGGGGCCAACAUCACCCCCACUAACUACUGCCCUGUCACUGUCCAGGAGCUCGUGUUUCGUGCGGUGGAGCGCUGGCAGUUUGCUAGAGUUGCAGACCACCUUGACCAGCGUGAGUUCGACAAUGGUUUGAUCCUGAGCCCCCUAAAGGCCCUGCUCGGCAGCAAGAGUAAGCUCACGGCCCAGCAGAGGGGCCACCCGCGUAGCACCAUCGUGGGAGGCCAGUGGCCUCAGAAGCGCCCGUGGGCCGAAGGUUACGACACCACGGCUGCGUGCCUGCUGUGCCCCACCGCCGAGGGCACGCUUUUGCAUAGACACUGCUCGCGCGUGCGCCCCGACAGCCUUGAAGGGGCCCCUGCCUUCGGAUCCGAUGCGGCUGAGGCAGCUGUGAAGUCCUCGCUUGCCCUCAUUUUUGCGGAGCGCUGUUUAGUGCCGUUUCCUGUUCUCGAGAGGUGGUCGCUUUCUGUUCAGGACCUGUGCUUGAUCCGCUGCAGUGCAUUUCUGCAGCCGAGAUCAUUGCUGUCAUUCACGUUCUGCAGCCGGUCAUUGCUGGCAUUCACGCUCUGGAGGGAGUUCUGGCGGCUGGUGGAUGACUGCGGGGAUGGGUUCGAGAUCUUCAAGGUUAAAGGCCAUGCGACCGUGGAUGACGUGCUCCUUGGAUGCACCACGGCCAGGCAUAGGCAUGGCAAUGCGAAGGCGGACCGUGCUGCGAAGAGCGCUGCUGCGUGCCACCGCGUUGCGUCUAGCGCACGGGGGCAGCUGCAGGCGCGAGCCAAAGUCGUUGAAGCUUGGGGCACUUGGAUCGGGCGCCCCAGCGACGGCUUGGAGGAUUGCGGUCAUCCUAAGCGUCACAUGCGAGGCAAGCCGCCAGUGCCACAGCUGAUUCUGGUCAAGGACCCCUCUCCCAGCGACGUGGUUAGUCGUGCGUUAGCUGCGCAGGAGAAGCUGGGAGAAGGGUCCGGAGUGCAUGCCCUUGCCAAGAUCCAGCUACAGGGCGGUCCGCUCGUAGUUGGAUGUCCGCGCUGUGCUGGCUUUGCCGCUGCUGGCGUCUCGAGCCCGUCGGCCCCGUGUCCCCCCCCGGCGACGGAGCGGGGGCGGAAGGUGCUCAUAAG